Messenger RNA from Trypanosoma cruzi, 2364 nucleotides. Its product is annotated as trans-sialidase, putative. Bases 1 to 2364 code for a protein of 787 amino acids. Gene Ontology annotation, molecular function: exo-alpha-sialidase activity. NCBI's taxonomy places the organism in Eukaryota, Euglenozoa, Kinetoplastea, Trypanosomatida, Trypanosomatidae. The transcript has a single exon. The record is from RefSeq and is a predicted model, not a curated record.
AUGCUCUCACGUGUUGCUGCAGUCAUGGCACCCCGCACAGACUACCGUCGCCGUGUGACCGGAUCCAGCGGAAGGAGGAGGGAGGGAAGAGAGAGUGAGCCGCAGAGGCCUAACAUGUCCCGGCGUGUGUUUGCUUCCGCGGUGCUGCUUCUCCUCGUCGUUGUGAUGGUGUGCUGCGGCACUGGUGGGGCUUCGAACGCCGUGACGAGUAAUUCGGGGAAUGCGCAAUUGCCUCAUACGGUCGUUCUAUUUGUGCCGCAGAAGACGCAGAUGCUGCCGAAAGAUGGAACGUCUCAAGGGACGAAGCGGGAUGCAUUUGUUUCACCCUCUCUCGUCAGUGCUGGUGGAGUAAUUGCUGCUUUUGCCGAGGGUCACAUGGAAACCGAAUAUCAAGGUGCUCCAUUAGGUAAGCCGUCUUCUGAUGUUGUUGCGGGGUACAUCGACUCUGCGUGGGAAUGGCCCACUCUUGUUGAAAAGGUCAAAAAGGAAGAAUGGAGGGCACACACUGUGCUUGGUAAAGCGGAGGGAAAUGAGGGUUUGGAUGUUGUGCUCCGCCCCACCACCACCAUGAAGGGCAAUAAGGUGUUUCUUCUUGCGGGAGGCUUUGAUGUGCACAAUGAAAGUGGUGGGAACUGGAAAUGGGGCAAAUUUGAGCUGAAACUGGUUGUUGGUGAGGUCACGAAUCCUACGGGUGGCAAACUGAGUGAACGGAUCGAAUGGGGCCCAAUCAGAUCUCCAUUGAGCGGGAGUACUAUGACUGCUCACCAAGGUAACUUGAAGGAGUUUGUUGCCGCUGGUGGCUCAGGUGUUCUGAUGGAGGACGGCACCAUUGUGUUUCCUGUGAUGGCGAAGAGCGGAAAUGGUGACUUUUACUCCAUGAUCAUUUACUCGAAGGAAGACGGCGAAAAAUGGUCGCUCUCAACAGGCGUUUCCCCUGCGAAAUGCUUUGCACCCCGCAUCACCGAGUGGGAGGGAUCACUUCUCAUGAUUGUUGACUGCGAGGACGAACAGAGGGUGUACGAGUCGCGUGACAUGGGGACAGCGUGGACGGAGGCCAUCGGGACGCUUCCAGGCGUGUGGGUCAACUCACAAUCAAGUUUUCGGGAUCUGAACUUGCACGUGGAUGCCCUCAUCACCGCGACCAUUGAGGGCAGGAAGGUCAUGCUGUACACUCAGAGAGGGAACUUCUCGAGGGAGGAGGAGGCCAAUGCGCUCUACGUUUGGGUGACGGACAACAACCGCUCGUUUUCUGUUGGACCGGUUGGCUUGGAUGCUGCUGCGAAUUGGAUGCUCGCCAGCACCCUGCUGUACUCGGAUGGCAGUUUGCAUCUUUUACGACGGAGGGGCGAUUAUGAAGGCAGGGCCAUUUCACUUUCCCACUUGGCGGAGGAACUGAAUAAAAUCAAGUUUGUCCUGAAGACCUGGGCGCAAAAGGACGUUUUCUUCUCCGGGUUGUCUAUACCCACGGUGGGUCUGGUGGCGGUAUUGUCCGAUGCGGCCAGUGAUGACACGUGGUACGACGAGUACCUUUGCCUGAAUGCAACGGUGACGAACGCGAAGAAGGUCGAUGAUGGGCUUCAAUUGACGGAGCCUGGCUCCGGGGCAAUGUGGCCUGUGAACACUUGGGCUAAUAAUGUGCGUCAUGUAUCCUUGAGCCACAACUUCACACUUGUGGCGUCGGUGACAAUCGAAGAGGCUCCGACUGCAGACGCUCCUCUACUGGGUGCGAUUUUGGGGGAAACUAAUUCCACGCAUACCAUGGGAAUCCUGUAUACGGCGGAUAAAAAGUGGGUGACGAUAUUCGAAUACGAGAAGAAACCAAAAAGUGGCACUUGGGAGCUUAAGAAAGAAUACCAAGUGGCACUCAUGCUGCAAGGCAACAAGAGCUCCGUGUACGUUGAUGGCAAGUCGCUGGGGGAGGAAGAAUUGCCGUUAACAGGUGAGACACCACUUGAGCUUGUAACCUUUUGCUUUGGCGCGUGCGGUGGGCACGAACAAGAAUCCCAUGCGACGGUGACAAACGUCUUGCUGUACAACCGCCCACUGAAUCCCACUGAGAUGACUGCAAUCAAGGAAAGGAUACCCGUUCCAAAGAGAGCUCCGGAAUCACAAGCGGGAGGUGUUCCUCAAACCAUCGCAUCUGCUGUGUCUGGCCCAGAGAAAAAUUCAGCAGCUCCAGCGGUGCCCAUGAAAUUGGACUCCCAUGCAGUUGAAGAAGUGAGUGAGGGUGGAGCGGCAAAGAAGAAUACCUCUCGGACUGAGGAUGUGCAAUUCUUUGUGCCAGAGGUGAGCUUGAAUUCUGCUGGGAGCGGACUGCUGCCGCUGCUGCUUCUGCUGGGGCUGUGGGGUUUUGCGGCUGCGUGA